Molecule: messenger RNA, 2772 nt
Organism: Haliotis rubra (blacklip abalone)
Lineage: Eukaryota; Metazoa; Mollusca; Gastropoda; Lepetellida; Haliotidae
Product: receptor expression-enhancing protein 5-like
Exons: 6
Coding region: 44-589 (181 amino acids)
Source: RefSeq, a predicted model, not a curated record
ACUCUGACAGUUUAGCGGAAGUGCGGAAUUCACUGAAACCGAAAUGGCGGCUGUAAAGCAGAACGUUGAGACGUGGAAAGCCAGACUAGACAAGGUUCUACACGAGAAGAAUGGCUUCACAGACCUUUUGGAGAAGAUUGAAGUGAAGACGGGCGUCCGGCGACUUUACAUCGCUCUAGGUGUUGUGGCCUUGCUAGCCCUCUACUUGAUGGUUGGUUAUGGAGCGCAGUUCCUGUGUAACUUCAUUGGAUUUCUCUAUCCUGCUUAUGCCUCGAUCAAGGCGAUCGAGAGUCGUGAGAAGGACGACGACACCAAGUGGCUGACAUACUGGGUGGUGUACAGUGUCUUCAGUCUCGUGGAGUUUUUCGCAGACAUCUUUCUCUUCUGGAUCCCAUUCUACUGGCUGCUGAAGUGCAUCUUCCUGGUCUGGUGCUUCAUCCCGGCUCAGUGUAAUGGCUCCACCAUGCUGUACUACAAGUUCAUCAGACCAUUCAUUCUGCGCCAUCAGGACAGGAUAGAUACAGCUCUCGCUGAUGCCAAGGACACUCUCAACGAAGUCUCUAGGUUUGGCUACAAGAAAAUAAACUAACCAAAGGACGUGGCUGAAGAUGCACUUCAGGAUGAAGCUGUCCGCCGUGUUGUCGACUCAGCAAAGCUGGACUAAUGAUCCUCCAUGACACGCCCAACACCAUGUCGGGAGAGUCUUCAUGCUGCUGCUGCUGCCGUCGCCGCUGCUGCUGCCACCAUGUUGUUGUACCCUGAGUUCCGGACCAACGUUUUUGUUUGCUCAACACUCUGUUCUUGUCUCCCUAUUGGGCAGAACCUGUUGUAUUGAUCUGUAAAGUAUUUGUACAAAACUGAUUUCUUUAUUCGACUGAAAACUGAACAUUUGGAAAUGAAGUCAAGUAGAUAAACGUCUUUUUAAUCAUGUUAACUAAAUAGAAGUUUCAAACUGAGGUUUUUGCAACUGUUGUUCUCUAAGUUUGAAGUGUAGUAGAGUGUGCAGUGAAUAACAGAUGUUGAGAAUAAGCAGUAGCUGGUAGGGGAUGUUGCUAGCCGCAGCAGCUGGUAGGGAUGUUGCUAACCGCAGCAGCUGGUUGGUUGAGGAUUUCGUAUGGUCGGCAUUGUAGUAACCCUAUUUUCAGUUUCAGUGGUACAAAGACGUCACGUUGAUGUUGGUAGUAUUUUGUUGCAAGAAAGUCAUUUCUAUACAUUUCAUAUUUUCAAGACAUUUUUAAUUUUUUCAUGAGGUUGUUUAUGUAACAUUGGUAAAUCUAUACUUCAAGUAAAUUCCUCUAUGUUGAUUUUGCAAACCCAUUGCUUGUCGACUUUAAUUCAGUAUUUUCUGGAUUUUAUUGGCAGUUCUUGUAAAGUUAUAUUUCUAUUUAUUUUUUGUUGAGCCAAAUUUAUUAUUUUGGAACAUUUACCAGUCAUAUCUUAUCCAUAUUUACUAUUGCAUGCAUAAUUAGAACAUUUUGAUCAAUAACAAACUUACUGUUUCCAACUUUCCUGCAUUGUAAUUUAUAUCAACAUUUGAAGUAACAUUGAUAUGCUUGACAUGUGUAGUCGUAGUCAUGUAGUUGCUGUAGUCGAUUAUUUGUCAGGGAUGUUUGUGCAAUUGCUGUGUACUCGCUGCAAUGUUAGGUAACCGUGGUAACAGCACAAUUGUGAAGUGUGAUACUUGCAUAUCCUGAUUAACAGUUUGGAAUGAAUUGGCCGUGAUGUGGAAGAUCAACUAUCAUGACAUGGUAUCUGGUAAAAAUGAUGUGACACUGUUCAUAUUUUUGAUUAAAUGACAUUGUCUAUGUCUGUGAGGGAUAGUAGGAUAUUCAUCCAGACAUAUAUGUCGAGUACUUGAAUUGAAGAAUUUGGAUGGUGUUUCAGUGCUCAUUGCAGAUGAACAGUUGGAAAAGAUUUUCAGAAAUGAUCAUAAUGAGAUGUAAUUCAAAGAAUCUUAACUUACAAGAUACUGUACAUUGUUAAACAUCAAAAUAGCAGGGUCAGAAAUUAAUUUGGUUUUACUUGUCCGGAACAAAUGACAUGCCAGGCUUAUGUCCUGAACUAGUCUAACACGAGUCGAAUUAUGUUAAUUUCAAACCCUGAAUAUGUACAAGUAUAUUGUGGCGUGAGAAAGCUUUCCCAGUGUUAUUGCCUUGGUAAUGUUUUAGUAGGGCAGACCAUGGACUGUUAUUUAUUGUACAUGUUGUAUAACCAUUCAUUGGGUACAUGAUGCUUUCCCUCCUCCGUCACUGGGAUCAGCUCCUUGUUAUCUGGUCAGUGUUGUUUAUGCUCCUCCAUAUUCUAUUCUUAUACUGUUAUGUAGGUAGAUCAUGUACCAGAAUAACUUAGUACUAACGUGUAGGGACUUCUCUCAAGCUUUCAAUCGUAAAAGUAAAUAAUGCUUCAAAAGAUUUUCAAUAAAACAGUUUAAGUUUCUUCUAGAACCUUUUAUCAGUUAGUAAUAAAUCUAUUGUAAAUUAUAUUAAUUGCUUUAGUGACUUGUGUCCUGACAUUUGAACAAGUUGGAUCAUAUUCUUGAUACUGUAUUUAUAUAUUUUCACUAUUUGUGAAAUACUCUUAAGUUGUACAAUUUCUGUCCUGUGUGCCUCCUCAAUGGCCGAGUGGAGCUUUCAGCUGCCUCGGGUCGGUGUUGCAUUAGAAAGUCUGUAAAUACUAACAUCGUCAUUUGUCUGUAUGGAUGUUUUUUCAUCAUGUUUUGGAAAAAAGGGCUGUAAUAGAUUUUUGAUCUUCCGAAUAAAUUUUGAUCUGAGA